Tyto alba (common barn owl) is the source of this 8082-nucleotide messenger RNA. RefSeq names its product RAB11 family interacting protein 5 (gene RAB11FIP5). The record is from RefSeq and is a predicted model, not a curated record. Gene Ontology annotation, cellular component: early endosome; recycling endosome; phagocytic vesicle. NCBI's taxonomy places the organism in Eukaryota, Metazoa, Chordata, Aves, Strigiformes, Tytonidae. The transcript has 6 exons. Gene Ontology annotation, molecular function: small GTPase binding. The coding region runs from base 140 to 4717 and encodes 1525 amino acids. Gene Ontology annotation, biological process: regulated exocytosis.
GCGGGGCGGCCGGUGGCGCUCGCGCUGCGGCCCGGCUGCGGCAGCGGAGCGAGGCCCGGUCCGUCCCGGUUCGGUUCGUUCCGUCCCGUUCCGUUCCGUUCCGGUUCUGUCCGGCCCGGCCCCUCCUCAGCCUCCCGCCAUGGCGCUGCUGCGGGCGGCCGCGCUGCCCGCUGAGGGGUCUCCGGCCUGGCUGCCCACCCACGUCCAGGUGACGGUGGUGCGGGCCCGCGGGCUGCGGUGCAAGGGCGGCGGCAAACCGGGCACCAGCGACGCCUACACCAUCAUCCAGCUGGGCCGCGAGAAGUACAGCACCUCGGUGGCCGAGAAGAGCACCGGCAGCCCCGAGUGGCGGGAGGAGUGCGCCUUCGAGCUGCCCCCCGAGCUGAACCCCCCGGCAGGCCCGGCCCGCGGCGGGCUGCUGCUCACCGUGAUGCACCGGGCGCUGGUGGGCAUGGACCGGUUCCUGGGCCAGGCCCUGGUGCCGCUGGAGCCCGCCCUGCAGCAGGGCCGCACGCCCCACGAGCGGUGGUACAAGCUACACUCCAAGGCUGGGAAGAAGGAGAAGGAGCGUGGCGAGAUCCUGGUGAGCAUCCAAUUUACACGCAACAACCUCACGGCCAGCAUGUUCGACCUGUCCAUGAAGGACAAACCGCGGUCGCCCUUUGGCAAGCUGAAGGACAAGGUGAAAGGCAAGAAGAAAUACGACUUGGAGUCGGCCUCUGCCAUCAUCCCCAGCAGCAUGGGCGCCCUCGACAUGGAGGAGGACUACGACACUGGGGGCAAGAAGUCCAAAGUCAAGGGCUUCUUCUUGAAGAACAAGCUGCGCAAGUCGUCCCUGACGCAAUCCAACACCUCCCUGGGAUCUGACAGUACCAUCUCUUCCGCCAGCCUGGGCUUGGCCACAAAUGUUCCUGAGGUAACCAAAUCCCCGAGCAGACACAGCAGUCUGUCCACAGAGCGCUCUGUGAAAGACUACUUGCCAUCUCCAAAGCUGACCCACAAGAGAGCAUUCAGUGACGAUGUCUCCCAGGUCAGCCCGGUCCUGGAGCCCAAAGCAAUCCAAAGCCUGAAGCCAAAGAACGAUCCCGUGUCCCGGUCUUCCCUCUGCAUCAACGGGAGCCACGUUUACAGCGAUGAGCCUGCACCAAAGAGCCCGGCGCCUGUCCCGCAGAGCUCUGCACCGCUGUCCAUGCCCAGUGUCCCCAGACGGUCGGAGGAAGGCUUCAGCUUCACCCCCCUCCAUCCCGACUCCCACGAGGUGCCUUGGGGGGUCAGCAACUUUGAGAGGACGCAGCAGAGAGACGAGCCCAGGUUCAUCCCGUCUCCUCCCAGCUUAGCCUUGCAGGAAGAGCUCAAGGUCUCCACGAAAGCCGUCACUCUCAGUAAUCAUCUGGGCAGAGCCAAGAUGGAAGAAAACAGUCGCUUAGAGAACAAGCCGACUCAAGCUGCAGCACCCAUGGUCUUCUCCACAGAGACGACGAAGGACAAACAACCUGAGGAAACGAGGAAGGAAGACAAGAAAGCGAAGGGCGGCCUCUUCCACCAUGGGGGCAACAAGAGCGACGCGGGGAGCAAAGGCCAGGGGGAGAAAGUGGGGCCCUCCCACGGCUCGUCCAUCCACGCAGCGGCGGGGGGAGACGAGAGGAAUAAACCCAGCGGCUGGUUCGGUUCAAAGGAGCCCAAAGAGUCCCCUCAGAAACCCAGUUUCCCGUCUGGGCCGCAUGCUUCAACAGAGGUCGCUGGGAACUUUUAUUCCUCUGAGGAUUGCAGUCCCUCUGCCUCCCUAAGACCUAAAGACCCAGAGGGGGAGUCUCCAGCCAAAAGCGUUUGCGUCCCCGUUCCAGAAACUACUCCCCCAUCACAAGGAGACCUUCCUCCUCCGGAUGAGAAACCCGCCGUCCCUCCUCCCCUCACGGAGUGGGACGAUACCUUCGAUGCCUUUGCGACCAGCAGGCUCAAACCAGAACUGAAGAAGGAAAACUUCUUCGCUUCGGUGGCGGCGGAGGGCAUGGCUUUCAUCGACGAUCCCGAUGCGGCCAGCCCGACGGAAAGAUCAGGCGAGGCGGCUCGCGAGAAGGGGACAAAGGUAUUUGAAAAGGCCGAUUCGCAAACCGGCGGUGAAAUGCCCACAGCUCUACGGUCUUGGACAAAUUUCUCUGGUUUAGACGUGGGGGCGAACUUGGUGAGCACAACCCAGGAAGCGACCGUGAUAGAGGAUGUACUGAGCCCGGUGUCUGCGGGGUCGAUGGGAAGGAGGAGGAAAAGCAGCACGCCUACGGUUUGGACAGCCGCGUUUGCAUCGGGAAAUCCAGGGGAAAAAGAGGCUUCGACACCACCAAGUGCCGAAAAUAGCGCUAGGGAGGGAGGGGACGGUAACGAGGAGGAACCUUCUAGCGCAGGGACAAAUGGGUGGAUGACCAUAGCCACCGAAACCGCUCCUGACCUGACAGAGAGCACCCAGAGCGUGGCUGAGCAGGAGCGCGUGGGUCAGGAGAGCACGUUGGGCCGGCGGCCGGCCUUCCUCAGCCAAGGCCCCUUCGGAGCAAAAAGCGGCCCUCGCGCCGCCGCUUGCGUGUCGCCCUUGAGCAGCACCUUCGCCCCCGACACCCUGCCAGGCAGCAACGUGGCAGCCGUGCCCCCGCGGGCGCUGGCAGAUGGGGCAGCUCGACUGUUCCCCGUGACCCCCGAGCCGGGGACGGAACCUCAGGGCGCCGGUAGCGAGGACGAAACGUUCGACGUACGGACUUCGGUCUACCGGCUCCGGGCUAGCAUGCGGCUGGAGGCCAGCGAAAGCGGCGUGAAACUCAGCUCCGACGUUCGCGAGAGGCACGUCGUCCUCUCUCCGUGGACGGGCACCCGAGAGAGGGAGGAGACGGUGGGCGGCUUGGCCCCGCCGCCCCCUCCCAAACCUCCGAGGUGGUUCGCAGCCGCGGGCGGCGGAGGGGACGGCGAGGAGGAGGAGGAGGAGGAGGAGGAUGCUCGCGACCUGCAGCCCAGGCAGCGAGGCAGCGAGGAGCGAGGGGAAGGCGCGGAGGGCGCGAAGGAGGACGGGGAGCUGCCAGGGAGCCGUCUGAGCAGCCAGCCCUCUGUCCCGGCGUCUCCCAGCCCGCCCACACUGGGAGUGGAUGCAGCUGAAGCCGGGAGCGGGUUCCCCGUCUCCGAGGACGCUGAAUCUGCCGCUGCGGGCUCGGCAGCUGAUUUGGAGGCGAGAGCCAGCGAGCUGGCAAAAGGAAACACCUCUCUGGGGGAAGACCGGUCGGAGAUGAAUGAGAUGGAUGCAGCUGAGCAGUUUGAGAUUUGCCAAGCCAAGUUGUCCGUAGAUGGAUUAGGCCAGUCGGGUGCUGAGGAGAGCUGGAGCCAGCCAGGUUUAUCUCCUCUGAUGGGGGCCGCAGACGGUGCCAACUGGGAGGUGGCCUCCAAACAGGAGCCAUUCCCUGAGGAGCUCAGUACGUCAGGACUAAAUCCACCUUCCAAGCUAGACCUGGCCCAGGCGGAAAUCUUCUGGACGGCUCUGGAAGAGCAGGAGGAAGCCGGUCACGCCGCGGGUCUCGGCCUGAUGGCGCGACCCCAAAGGUUAGCGUGUGGGGAGAGUCCAUCCCAGCCGGAGCCGGUGUGGGGUGAUGGUGAGGGGCAGCACGGGCCAGCGGCCGGCCCCGCUGGGCUAGCAGGAGGCCAGCCUGAGCCUGGCACCCCCGUGGCAGUGGCCGGCUUUACCCGGGAGGCUGAGCAGGGCAGAUCCCCCGCCAGCGAGCCCGAGGGGCCGCGGCGCCGAUGCUCGGCAGACAGCAGGAUAGACUUCAAGAGAGCUGAUUUCUGGAAGCCAGAUAGGGCGGAGGAGAGGGAUGAGCAGGACGCUUCAGCCCCGAGAAAUCCCUUUGCUCCGGCACUCAGCCCGAGUGCCCCAAACAACCCCUUUGUGGAGAAGCCACCAGAGCCCCUCCCUGUUCAAGCUGUGCUGCCCGAAAAGCUUGGCCAGGGAAGCUUCAGCUUCACCAGCCUCCACGAGGAAGCCCUUGGGCAAGGCUUCCAACCCACUAACCUCCCCGGAAACCCGCUAGGCGAGCCUCCUUUCCUGCAUGACAGCCAGCCCUUGGCCUUCUCCACCCCUUUCCUCGUGGCUGCAACUAACCCUAAACAGUUUGAUUUCCCUUCCCCUGUCGCGUGCCCCACGAGCAGCGGGGUCCCUGCCGCGACCAGCCGCGCAGCCGCCCAGCCCUGCCCUUUGCCGCAGUCCGGUGACACGCAAGCUUCAGCGCUCGUGGUUUUGCCCAGGGAGACACAGCCAGCUGAGAAGCCCUUUUUCCAGCAGACAACCAGUCCUCACCCAGUGAAACCCAUCAGCGCUGCAGUGCAGGAGGUCUCCGGUGAGAAGAAGCAGCAGCACAGGUCCAGCCUGACGACUGCUCUGAGCAACGGCCUGGAGAAGCUGAAGACAGUCACCACGAGCAGCGUCCAGCCUGUGGCCCCGUCCUCUCACCCGGAGAAAACGGACUCGAAGAAGUUAAAGGAUCCCACUGUACAGGACCAGUCAGCCAAAUAUUAUCACUUGACCCACGAUGAACUCAUCCAGCUCCUGCUGCAGAGAGAGAAGGAGCUGAGCAAGAAGGAGGAACACAUCCAUGAACUGGAAAACUACAUCGACCAACUGCUGGUGCGCAUCAUGGAAGAGUCUCCCACGCUCCUCCAGAUCCCGCUGGGGGAAACCAACACCAAAUAACCUCUCCCCAGAGACCAGCAUCACUUGCGUAGAGCACUCCUCCAGCAAAAACACGCUGCAAACAUCCCUGCACUCCCCCCCAACCUCUUACAAGAAGAUCUCCAGCGGCUUCUGUUCACAGAGUUUAGCAGGAAAGGUUAUCUGCUCCUUCCCAGCCCAAGCUUAUCCCAGCUCUGGCUCCGGGGAACUUUAGGGUGAUGGGCUGCUCUCCACCCUAUGGGGAGGAGCAGAGCCCUCCACGGGAGGCAGAUGCCUCCGUGGGUUCCUGUUGUUGUGACCGAGUGGCAUCUCCUCAGGCACUCAUCCUGCCCACGCUUUAAGUGGUCCGUGGACAUCUGAGAGCUGGAAACCAACCACUUCCCCCUGCGACCGCCGCUCUUCUGCCCACGCUCUGCCACGUCUUUUUUUCUCCGAAGUGGUGUACCCUGCCUGGUGGAUGGUGUUUAACUGGUUGAUGAUAUCAGGGAUGCUUAAACUCCGUUAGGCUCUACCAGCACGUUACUGUCCGUUGAGCCUGCUCGGAGGGCAGCCAGGGGAAGGGGCUGCUGUUGGAUGCCUCUUUCCCUUCCUGCCCCACAUGUUGUACCCCCAAACGAAGGGCCUCCGUCUGAAGAGCCAGCUCCAAGUUGUGCCCAGUCCCUGACGGCGUGGGAGACGCUACCCAAAGCGACAGCGCUGGGGUUGGAGGCCAAAAAGGUCUCAAGCCGACCUGGCUGCGCGCGGUGCCCGAUGCCUUCGCUGCCUGCUUGCGGAGUCGUGGUGCUGCCUCGGUUACCCAGCUCAAAACGGAGCUCGCCGUGCAGGAGAAGGGCCAGUGAUGGAUUCGUGCACCGUCGGGACUGCAGGAGAUCUUCUCGCACGCCUCCCAACCCAUCACCGGGCUGGCCGGCGCCGCUGUGCCCUCGGGGGGGGGGACUCCUGGAUCUAUAAACCGCAGCUGAAUUUUCUCCUCAGCAUUACACCCCUCCUUUCCCCCGCGCCCACGGGGAUUGCUUUCCGCUGGCGGCUUCUCCCCCCACCGCUGACUUCUCCCCCCACCGUUGACUUUGCAUCUUUCUCCACGCAACAGGAAAACACCGUCGGGACCGCAAGCUCGUGGGUCUGACUCGUGGGCCACCUCUAUGCAUGACAUCCCGCUAGCUCAGGCACCCCCCUCAAACGCUCUCUGCCAAAGCUACCGAUCCAAGAAUCGCCGCAGACCCCCGUCGCGCCGGUAUUGGUACCAAACCCCGCUCGAAUUACCGCAUCUACACGCCAGCGCCAGGUCUCUGGCAGCCUGGGCUCACCCUGAGGUGCUGUAGGCCACCUCUCUUGGGAGCCGAGUGCUUCUCGCUGUUGAGUGACCACCCAGAGGCCUCCGAUUUACGUGGUUGAACAACCGUCGAGGACGGUGGCCUGAGGCCACUGAUUUGGAGAUGCUGUAAAAAGUUAGAGAAAGGUUGUUGCUCCCUCUCUCCUUCCGCUAGGAUUUUGGUUAGAGGAGGUGCCUGUGCGGGCGGAGGGGUCGGUUGGCACGGGAUUUGAGCUGUCUUCACAUGUAAGGCAUCUUCUCUCUCUCCUGUAGAUCUCCCAGAGUUACUGGAUUCUUUAUAAACCUUCAUAUUCUUUUCUCCUUACCUGCUUCAAUGUAUACCAUGACUUCGAAAAACCGUGCCUUUUGCAAUAGGACAGUAGCAGUUUCCUGCCAAAAAAAAAAAAAAAAAAAAAAAAAAAAAAGCUCUGAAACGCGAUUCUCAGUUCAACACAACCCAGGCUGGGCACCUUUCUCUUCUGUUCUCCUGCUAAUCUGAACUUGGGGAGUUUUAUCUUUAAGCGCAGAGAGCGGAGCCUUCCCUCCCCUGCGUGCAGGUUUGCUUUUGGUCUCUGGCAGGAGCUGUGCACGGGCAGCUCGCGUGACGUGGGAGGUAGAGAGAUGAAGAGGUGACGCCGGGGGCAGAGCGGGCCAAAUAUUCCAAGACAAAAUACAGUAUUGGGUCGUGCUCGGAGUCAGGGUAAGAGCUACCAGGAGGAAAGGAGAUUUGGUGUUGCUGUCAUUGACAACGUUUGGUUGUAUCUAGCCUGUAGCCCUCCGUCCUAGAGGAGGAUUUGCUCCCUGGGAAGACACCAGCCACGAGCCGUUCGUUCCUACCUGCCUUCGGCCCUAGGAGGAACCAAUCUGGGGCUUCACACUUCUCUACCUGCGUCUUUAUGUUCCUCCUCCUCCUGUGUGUCUCGGGUGCGGGGACUUCGUUUCUGGUUUAAGACGUGAGGGUCUGAGGGGAAGGCGUUUCUCCCGUUUUAGAAAGUACCAGAAACCUCUUUCUGCCUAUAUAAUCAAAAAUUCCCGCGGCCUGAGGACCGGGUUCCCUUUCUGGGUGCCUGUCUCUCGUGGAGGAGCUCUCCCUUUUACCUGAAAGCGGGCCGGGAGGGGUUGUGGGCAGCUAGAAAGCAGUCCAGCGGGCCGGGAGAAGGAGCAGCCUUACCUCGGGUCGGCGUUGGUGAGGGGGGAGGCGGAGAGCCGAAAUCUCACACCGGAGCCAGGGGCCCGGGCUGGCUCUCCGCUCCCUGAAAACCAGCUUCUUCCUGGGACUUCUCCCCUGGCAGCGAGAGGUGUUGUAGGUGCUCCCCACACACAAGUGCCAAUGUUUAUAAGGAUCUUGCUGCACCUCCUCUCUGCUUUCUCCCCCUCCUCUUCCAUCACGUUUCACCGCCUCCCCGAUCCCCCUCCUGCCUUAGUCAGCUCUGCCUUUUUUUUUUUUUUUUUUUAAUUUUUUUUUUUUUUCCUCCAAAGCUUGAAUGUUUUGCACUUGAAUAUAUAAAGUUAAUCUCAGAGCUACAGCAGGCUGUAUCGGGUGUACGGCCUUUUCAGCAAUACGUGCUUCCUCCCACGACCUGCCUCCGUUGCGGCGGAGCGACGCGCUCCCCGAACUGCCCUCCACUGCAGGAGCCCGCGCCGGCUCGGGAGGAGGCCGGAGCAAGAAGAGCUAAACCGCCCCUGCCUUUGUGAUAGCAGAGCAUCUCCAAAGGCCGAGGCAAGGGGGUGGUACCUUGGCGUCGCACCUGAGACGGGGUGGCUACAGAAAAACCAAGCGGUGACGGCGGCCAAGGCUGCCCUGACGUUUCAUGUCCGUCCUUGCGCGUUUAGAAAUCCGGAGUUAGCUACAAAUGACCGCUUGUGCUUAGGAAAAGGCGUCUUCAAGAUGUUUCUGUCUUCGUUCUCUGUUUCUCCACCCCGCUGUCCUGCAAAUGUUUUGUUUUGUUCCCCCCCCCCCCCCAACUCAGUUUUUCUUUGCAUAAAAGCCGGCAAGCUUCGCUACGCCACACAACAGCACCGAAGCCGGAGUCUGUAGAAUUAUUUUAUUAAAACCUCUAAGUUCCCAGAGCGA